Messenger RNA from Ailuropoda melanoleuca (giant panda), 4653 nucleotides. It is a transcript of the gene PTGIS, whose product is annotated as prostaglandin I2 synthase. Gene Ontology annotation, biological process: prostaglandin biosynthetic process. Gene Ontology annotation, molecular function: iron ion binding; monooxygenase activity; prostaglandin-I synthase activity. The record is from RefSeq and is a predicted model, not a curated record. The annotation marks the transcript as partial. The transcript has 9 exons. Lineage: Eukaryota; Metazoa; Chordata; Mammalia; Carnivora; Ursidae.
ACUGAUAAGUACUGUGGCUUCUGCAGGCGACCCGGCGAGCCUCCCCUGGACCUGGGCAGUAUCCCCUGGUUGGGCCAUGCCUUGGAGUUUGGGAAAGAUGCUGCCAGCUUCCUCACUAGGAUGAAGAAGAAGCACGGUGAUAUCUUUACUGUGCUGGUGGGGGGCAGGUAUGUCACCGUCCUCCUGGACCCCCACUCCUACGACGUGGUGGUGUGGGAGCCUCGCGCCAAGCUGGACUUCCACGCCUAUGCCGUCUUCCUCAUGGAGAGGAUUUUUGACGUGCAGCUCCCACAUUACAGUCCCAGUGAGGAAAAGGCCAAGAUGAAACCGACCCUCCUCCACAGGGACCUCCAGGCACUCAUGGACGCCAUGUAUACCAACCUCCGCACUGUCCUGCUGGGCGACACCACAGGAGCGGCCAGUGGCUGGCAGGAGAUGGGUCUCCUCGAUUUCUCCUACAGCUGCCUGCUCAGAGCCGGCUACCUAACUCUGUACGGAGUCGAAGCUCUGCCACGUACCCAUGAGAGCCAGGCCCAGGACCGCACCCACUCAGCUGAUGUCUUCCACACCUUCCGCCAGCUCGACCUGCUGCUCCCCAAACUGGCGCGUGGCUCCCUGUCAGUGGGCGAUAAGGACCACGCGUGCCGAGUCAAAGGUCGCCUGUGGAAGCUGUUGUCCCCGGCCAGGCUGGCCGCACGGGCCCAACGGAGCAGCUGGCUGGAGAGCUACCUGCUGCACCUGCAGGAGACGGGCGUGUCGGAGGACAUGCAGGCCCGGGCCAUGGUGCUGCAGCUCUGGGCCACGCAGGGGAAUAUGGGUCCUGCUGCCUUCUGGCUUCUGCUCUUCCUCCUCAAGAACCCCGAGGCCCUGGCGGCUGUCCGUGGAGAGCUCGAGCAGCUCCUCUCCAGAGCAGAGCAGCCCAUUUCGCAGAUGACCACCCUCCCCCAGAAGGUUUUGGACAGCAUGCCUGUGCUCGAUAGUGUGCUGAGUGAAAGCCUCAGGCUCACUGCUGCGCCCUUCAUUACCCGGGAGGCUGUGGUGGACCUGGCCCUGCCCAUGGCAGACGGGCGGGAAUUCAGCCUGCGACGUGGAGACCGCCUCCUCCUCUUUCCCUUCCUGAGUCCCCAGAGAGACCCGGAAAUCUACACAGACCCAGAGGUAUUUAAAUAUAACCGAUUCCUGAACUCGGAUGGGUCAGAGAAGAAAGACUUCUACAAGGACGGGAAGCGACUGAAAAAUUACAGCAUGCCGUGGGGAGCUGGCCACAACCAGUGCCUGGGGAAGGCGUACGCCAUUAGCAGCAUCAAACAAUUCGUGUUCCUUGUGCUGGUGCACUUUGACCUGGAGCUGGUCAACCCAGACGUGGAGAUCCCCGAGUUCGACCUCAGCAGGUACGGCUUCGGGCUGAUGCAGCCGGAACACGACGUGCCCAUCCGUUACAGCGCCCGGCCGUGAGCUCCGGGAGCGGACGGGGCUCCUCACAUGUGCCUCCACCCAGCCGGCCCCCCAGCGCCCCACUUCCUGUGUCUACGUCUGCCCUGGGCGCAGGAGCUUUGAACACCCAAUGGGGCCAGCAUGACCGCUUUCCUGAUUUUUUUCCUAGAAGGCUGUGUCCAGGGAAGGGAACGAAGGCAAGCUGAGAAGAGGGGGAUGGAAAAGGACUCCAAAAGCUCUAUGAAUUGUCUCCUGCUAUGGCUGAGUCCCAAAAUGAGUCUUUGCUCCCAGCUCACCCUGCUCACCCCCUCCCCCACCUUAUGAUUUCCACAAAAACUGGGGCAGGCAGGGCAGAAGCAGGAGUCCUUACUGCUCCGCUGUGCCCCAGCUCUCUGAGGGGCCAAUUCCUUGGCAAUGCUGUGGUCCACGCCUUAGUCAGUCAAAGCAGAUGCUGGCCAUAAAAGGGCCAAUCAGGGCCUUGCAGUGUAUCUAUUGAAUUAAGCUGUGUCCCCAAAUUAUUAAACUAGCCAACACUAAAGGAGUCCUUUAGAAUCUCUCUUCCCUAGGUGCCCUGUUUGCUAGACACUUCCCUCAUCUCUCCAUUCACAUGGAUGCAUGAGAAAAUUCAGGAAGGUUUUUCCAAAGGCUGAUGCAUUCACGGUGCAGAUCAUGAGCUCCCUCUCUGGGCUCUUGAGGAGUAGAGUUCUCUGUUCUAGACAUAUGGGCUCCAGAUGGGAGAGCUUUCCCAGCGUCAAGACUCAUGUUAGGGAAUAAGAAAGUCCCAACAGGAUGGUCCCAACGGAAGAAACCAGCCAGGGCUCCUUGGAACGGUCAAGCCAAAAACAGGGCUGUCUGCAUUCUAGCUUGGAAACUCCAGCUGUGGUUUGAUGCAUUGGCAGACCUGUUUUGUUUGGCCUAUGCUUAUGAAAAAAUACAUUAGUUGUUACCAUGUCAUCUGUGGGAGAGUCCAUGAAAAAUGUCCAGCUUCUCUUGAAAACUUGGAAGAUUUGGCCACACUGGGCCCAUAUUCCCAAGGACAACUGUUAGCCAGAGUGGAGCAGCAAACCCACGCCCUUAUCCAGGGCGUGUGCAUUCUGGCUCACUAGGGUUUCCACUUGGUGGAAAUAUUUUUUUCUGCUCUCCAUUUACUGUCCCUCCAGGCCCUUGAAGGCAUUGCAGUUCGAGAACCCUGUUCUAACUCUUAGAAGUGAUAUUGUAGGAGGUGGUAGGAACCUACUAAUUGGUCCUCGGAUCAGUAGUCUGCUCUAUCCUGGAUGCACCAACCCUUUGAACAAACAGAUCAAGGAUGAAAACUUGCCUUUGCAUCUGAUUUAGAAUAAAACAGGUCAAAGAGAAAAACUGCCUCUAAACCUUUAUUAUGUUAAGUAUUAUAAACAUUAGGUCCUGUUUACUGAGGGCCCUUUAAGUGGCUGUGACAGGCACUGUGGAUGCAGCAUUUGUAGUGCUCACAGCAUCUCUGUGAGGAGAGGAUGGUUAUGCCUUUUUUAGAGAUGAGGAAAUGGGCUCAGAGAGGUGAUGUGACUUGGUAGUCUUUGGCAGAAUUAUUGUCCCAGUAGCACAUGGUAGAUGGGCAGCUCUGCAUUCCUUGGGCUCAAGGCGGGUGGUGGAGGGCCAGUUCUGUUUUGCAUCGGAGAGCUGACAGAGCCAGAGGCACCCAUGGCUGGCUGCAUCUCACGAGACACAGACAUACAUAUGCACACAGAGCUCGGUCGGUCCCCGUAGCUUUAGCUGGAGGGAGGAGAGGAGAUCUCCGAACGUUCCAGGGGCUAGUCUCUGCUCGGAGCAAUGCCAGGUCUUGGGGGCUUCCCUGGCCCUCAGCCUCCAGGCACCCCCAGGAUUCCCAGACAGACAUUGUGAUUGGCAGGAGGCAGGAUAUCCCCAGGGAAACCCAUCUUCACGCCUGGGUGACCCCCGCUGCCGCCUGCUUCUUAACUCUGCGGGAAAUCAGGGUUGGCAGCCUUCUGUGGGAGGACGGAGCCAGUUUCCAUGGCAACCGUAGCUGCCUCCUCCUGGCUUGGAAGGGAAGAAAGAAGGCUGGCAGAAAUAGACGCAGGAAGAUCUCUUCCUGCGGGACUGUACCCCCGGUGCGUUAGGGAAGAGCCCUUAUGACUUCCCUCCCCCCACACUCCAAAUCAGGGCUGCCCUGUCACUGGGACUAGAUUCUCACCCAUGUUCCCAAAAAGGCCAAUUCCUUUUAAAGGUGGCACCUCCUUGGAGCCACAGACAUUAGGAAGAGACGGUUCUCCCACCAGGCAGCCCCAGCUGGUACCACAGAUAUUGAAGUAGAGCUUGGGGGAUGAUGCUUUAAACCCUCCCCUGUUUUAAUCUUUAUUGUUUUCCUUCCCCCACCCUUUUCUUCUUUAAAAAAAUAAUAAAUGUAUAGAGUAAAGAGGGAAAGACGAGUGUGUUAGCUCCUUGCUGCAGGUUAGUUAGGAAGGUACCUGGACAUCGCUGUAUUUCUUCAUACUUUGCUUUAGAACCACAAAAUUGCAGGACCCGUGCCAAAUGUUCUUAGGUCGGCCUAAUGAAGUGUUUCCUUCCCAUCGGCCUUUUUAUUAUUUUGUUUGUGCUCUAUUUUGUAUUGUUGUUUACCAGAUAGUUUCCUUUAAAACAGACUCAUUGUUUAAACUUUAAAUUUGCUUUAAAGGGGAACUUUAUUCCACCGCUGUCAGUAAGGGACAACAUGUAUCACUCGCUGCCGAAAAUAGAAAGUGGCUGUGAAAAAUACAUUUGCGCGGGGGGGGCCUCCGGGCCCCUGUCGCCAAGGCUCAGAGCCUGAGCUCAGUCUCUUCUCUGUUACAAAAUGAGACAAGCAAGCGUUGCAGGGGCGUUACAGCCGGCCGGCACCAGCCCGAGACUUCCUCCUUGACCGUCCCGGGCAGGAAGAGGAGUAGAUGGCUCACCGCCUGUCGGAGCUCCGCCCAUUCUCCUGCCGGAGCUCCGCCCAUUCUGCCGCCAGCCGGCCCCGCCCACAGUGAACUGGAGACCCGCCCUGGAUGGAGAAACAGGCUCUGGGAGUUGAAGUGUCUUGCUGAAGUCUUUGGUGUUUGCGUGUGUGUUUGUGUGUUUUAAUAAACACAGUGUUUGGGGAGUAGCAGUGACUAUUAUGCCUUGCUGUUUUAAUAAAGAAUUUUAUUUUCAUAUAAUAUUGUUGAGCGGAAAUGUGCCGAAAUAUAUUAAACCACCCUUGUUGACGAA